This is a messenger RNA of Mycena citricolor, 19062 nucleotides long. The record is from the annotation of a GenBank genome assembly. Lineage: Eukaryota; Fungi; Basidiomycota; Agaricomycetes; Agaricales; Mycenaceae.
UUUCCUUCCUGCCACUACAAGCCUCCGGGCCACUAUUUGGGACUGACGUCCCUACGCUCCCGCUAUGGCGACAGUAGACGCGCCAAUCGUUGGCAACUCGUUCGCUGACUUGGAGCAGCGCGUUGCACGGCUCGCAGACCCCCUCGUCGACAUCAAUCAAAAGUCGAAAUGUGCUGCAGAAAUACGCGAGAUGCUCGACAGCCCGCGGGACAACGAAUCGUAUCGGGCUCUGUUCUACCUCAUUCCCACUAUCAUUAGUCUCCUCGGCUCUGUAGCCGUGAGCCUGGACAAGUCCACUCCAGAAUAUGUCUUCAGACGCGCCUUGGUCGAAAUCAUCCACCGACUUCCGGUGCACGAUAACGUUCGCCCGCGCGCCGAUGAUGUAUUCAAUUGCAUGAUAAACGUCAUUCGGCACGACAACGAGGAGAACGGGGUGCUUUGUUGCAAAACUCUGGUCGAUUUCGUCCGCAACUACAGGACCUCAGCUCCCCAGCACAUCAACGACUUCUUCCUGUUGUUUCAAGAAUGUUGUCGCAAUAUUCCGAGCCUGGUCAAGGAAGUUCUGUCAGAGGACUCAGCUCCGCUAAACCCUGAUGCUCUCAUGCCUUGUCUGCGGAGCUUCAAAGGGCUUGUUGAGAUUGGGCAGGUCAUGGCGUCUUUCAUGUCCAUCCAGAGACCCUCCACGUCGAACGACACAUUGAUUCCUGCUUUUGAGGUAGUGGGAUUGGAGUCUCCGGCGCAGAAGGCAAAUAGAGAGAACUAUGAAGCCAUGGGCGGUUUUUGGUCCGGAGUUGCGCCGACCGUUCGUAAUCCAGGAGCAUAUAGUGAUUUCCUAUCUGCUCAGACGAAGAUUCUGUCCUACCUGACCUACGUUAUGCGCCUUGGAGUUGAGAACCAGGACCAGCAUGGGGACACCCUCCUUCUAGCUUCUCUCCGCCUUCUGCAGGAUUGUCCGACCACUGCAGUUACUACCAGAAAGGACUUGAUCGUCGUUUUCCGCCACCUUGCUGGCCAAAUACAUCGGCGUGCGGUUAUCCCACACCUGGACAAAUUGUUUGACGAACGGGUGACUCUGGGAACGGGCAUCACAGGAAAGGAAAUGUUCAGAUCGCACAUCUACAGUGCACUGGCCGACCUCUUUCACCACAUCCGCGGAGAGCUGUCCAUGGCCCAAGCUAACCGCAUCGUGCUCAUCUACGCACGCAUGCUGCACGUUCCUUCGAUGGCUACUGGUCUCCAUCCUAUGUUUCUCAAGAUCAUCAUCAGUCUCGUUGACACUAUCGUCACCAAAGAUAAGGGGCCGGCUCUCAAGACUCUCCUUUUCAUCGUAGACACCUGUUUGGACCGUCUCGAAUCGUUGAACAUCGCGUUGGAGGACCUCUACAGUGCCGCCGAGCGUGCGAAAGCAGGAAAAAAGGAUGAUGUAGUGCACGAUGCUGCGUUCAUCGAGAAAGUGCGCCCUCUCGGUGGCUCGUCGUUUUUGUUGGAGAAACCGGAAGAGGUCAUUACAGACAUGCGCAAUCUGUUCAAAACGCUGCUACACGGGCUGCGUUCGUGCUUGAGUGUGAUCAAGAAGCUGGGUGGCGAUGUCAUUGACGGCACGCGCAUGAACCGGCUUUUCAAACUGUCAACACGCUGUUUGACGUUGUUCGAGCCGUACAACGAAGACCCCACCGAAUGGCUAGCGCUCGUUCUAUGCGAACUCAACUUGCACGUCUUCCAAGAGGUCUGGGCGCAGAACAUUGACUACUUUUUCCAAUCUGCACGAAAACGGCCUGUGAUCCUCAAUCUUUGCCAAACGCUGUUCCUAAAGGACCCAUUCUCUCCGACGCUUCUUGCGGCUGUUCUUCGGUUUCUGGUAGACCGACUGCCCAUGUUGGGAGAGCAGGACGAUAUAGUCGCUGGUGCCACUAUCAGGCUGUUCAAGAUGGGCUUCAAUUCAGUGACGACACACCAGGCGACGAAUGAACCGAUCUUGGCGUCCCACCUCCCCAAACUUCUGAUGGACUGUUUCCCACUGGCCGCCAAAGCAACAAAGCCGACGCACUAUCUGUUCUUGCUGCGGUCGCUAUUCCGGGCCAUCGGUGGCGGUGGCGGUCGAUUCGAGAUUCUGUACAAAGAAGUCUUGCCCCUUCUACCUGAAAUGCUCGCGAACCUGAACACACAGCUGCUUGCAUCGGAGGGGCAAACAAGAGAUCUCAUCGUGGAACUUUGUCUGACAGUGCCGCUACGGUUAACUCAUCUGCUGCCGCACCUGACAUAUCUGAUGCAGCCGCUUGCGCUCGCUCUCCGUGGGACGCAAGAACUGGUCGCCCAAGGCCUGAGGACGCUCGAGCUCUGUAUCGACAAUCUCACGCCGGACUUUUUGGAUCCGACCCUGAAUACAGUCUUGCGUGAGCUGAUGGAGGCAUUGCACAGCCAUCUCAGACCCCUGCCGGCGAACCAUCAGCUGGCGCAUACGAUCAUCCGCAUUCUGGGCAAGUUGGGUGGCAGGAACCGGAAGCUGCUGACGCUCGAGCCGUCGUUGAAGUACAUCGACCAUUCUCCGGUUGCGAGUCUCCCGAUUUCAUUUGGUGGAAGCGUGGGAACGAUCGAUGUUGGCCCAACGACAUUGCUGGCCUGCAAAACGUUGAAGAAGGGCACAUCGCUGGAUCGCAAGCACGCAUACGAUUACCUGGAGGCCUGCAUGACAAUGCUGAUGCAAGAGGUGACAAGGUGUUCUGGCCCCAAUGUCGAGUCGACAUUUGUUUCUGCCCUGGAAGGUGUCUUUGAUGCAUAUCUGAUCCCGGAGCAGCCUGUUGAAAUCAAAGAACGGGCGGGCACCUUCCUCAAAGGGAUGAGCCGCAAGGUGCUCGAGAUGGAAAUGGGCCGGCCACCUCCAGUAGGCUUCACCAGGCCCGUGCUGAGCCCCAUGCUGCACGCCUUCCUUGACGCGAUCCCGUAUGCGCUCGCGCGCGAGACCACGGGAGAGUGCGAGCAGGCGGAAGAGAUGGUCAAGCUCUUUGUUCAACACAUCGUGGACAUCAAUCCUUCGAAGAACCCAAGCGCUCCAGCCGUCGAAGUGAGCAUGGUGCUGCAUCAGAUAUCUCAUCGCUUCAAUUCACUGUGUCUUGACGGCCACCUGAUGCGCAAACGGGCUGGAUAUCGCGCUCUGCGGCUCAUGACAACGGCAGCAGAGAUCGGAGCUCGUUGGACAGCUGAGCGAGAAGGAGACUCGGUCCACACCCUCAUCCGGAUGCUCAAGGAUCUGCCCGCCGGUCUGACCCGCGAUGUUGAGCAGGUCAUCAGCACCCUGCGGGACGUUUUGCGCAUCAGCAACUGCAACCUCGACUUCUCACUCGACCAGACGAAUCUCAAACUCGUCAACCUCGCGGGGCUCUUCUGCUCUGAGCUCUCUGGCCCAAACGCAGUUGCUCGAGAUGCAGUACAAAAAUGUCUUGCGCUACUGGUCGAGAUCAGUGGCCGAUCUGCGCACUCCCUGCUCGAGUCGCACCGCGACCGGCUGCUGGGAGGGAUCUACACCAAACCUCUCAGGGCUCUGCCAUUUCCGAUCCAAAUCGGUAUGAUCGAAGCAGUGCGCUACUGUGUUUCUCUCGAUCCUCCGCUCGUUGAGCUCAACGACGAGCUGCUUCGGCUGUUACAUGAGACUCUCGCUUUGGCCGACGCUGAAGAUGGCACUCUUCUGCCAAGAGGGAGUCUGCCCCCUCGGCAAGGCAGUCUCGAGGUCAUUCGGCUUCGCGUUGCUUGCAUCAAGCUCCUCACCGCGUCCAUGCCUUUGACCGACUUUUUCUCGAGGCAGCACCAGACUCGUCAGAGAGUCACGAGUGUGUAUUUCAAGUCGCUGUACUCGCCGUCUCCUGAAGUGAAAGAUGUGGCCUACGACGGACUGAAGAUGGUUCUUGGUCAUCAAAGCCGACUGCCUCGCGAGCUGCUGCAGACAGGCUUGCGUCCGAUCCUCAUGAACCUGGCAGAUCCCAAGCGACUGUCUGUUCCUGGGCUGGAGGGACUCGCGCGAUUGCUCGAACUCCUGACGAACUACUUCAAAGUCGAGAUCGGCCACAAGCUUCUCGACCACUUCCGCAUUGUGGCAGACCCGCAGUUGCUUUCGAACGCGUCGAAACUGACGCUCAGCGAAAACGAAGGAAUCACAAAGCUGGUCCGACUGGCCAACAUCUUUCACCUGCUCCCAUCCGCAGCCAACAUCUUUCUCGAGAAUCUGGUGAAUGCGAUCGUGCAGACCGAGUCGCAGAUGCACCUUUCGGGCCAGACGCCGUUUUCGGAACCGCUCGCCAAGUAUCUCAAUCGAUAUCCUGCAGAAGGCAUCGACUUCUUCUUCAAGCAGAUUGAACUACCAGCGCAUCAGCGGACUCUACGAGCGAUCCUGCAAGCGGAAAUGGCUCCCAAUCUGCUGAUCGAACUGGCGUCACGCCCUGCCAUGUUGCUACAGUUUUUGCAGACCGAGGGCAAGCCCACCGUAGUGAUUCAUGCACUGAAUCUCGUUUCUGAUUUGGUUGAGCUCAGUCCCACGUGGAUGUUCGAGAACGAUCAUGUGAUGGACCGUUUGCUGGAGAUAUGGCGGAAAGAACAGCCACACCCGGAGAACAGUGCCGAGGUCGUCCCGCAAGCGAUCGAGCGACACAACAUUCUGCUCUCGAUCUUCAAGACGGUGCUGAGCCGGACGCCUCGGGUUGACUUGGUUUUCGAGAUCAUCUCCAUCUACACGCGCAAUCUGGGCAUUGACUUGCUGCGCACCACGCGGUUUUUGUAUCGGCAUGUUGCCCUCAGUGAUGACAUUUUCGUGCAGCGUAAUGUGCUGAUGCGCUUCUUGACCUGGUACGAGGAUCCUACGGUCACGUGGCAACUCAAGCUGUUCAUGAUGCGCUAUGUCAUCACGCCCACGUUGCUGGUGCAAGCGGGCAAGCACGAGCUCGUAGAUGCAGGAUUCACCAGCAAGAUUGCCAAACUGAUGUGGGCCCGGCCGCCAGACGCAGAGACCGAUGACGUUUUCAAGGUCGAGUUGCUCUACCUGACGACCGUGCUUGUCCAGCACUAUGCGAAACAUCUCGAGGACGUCAAGAAGGAUAUCAUCCGCUGCGCCUGGCAGUACAUCAGCUGCGAGGAUGCGAUUGUCAAACAGACGGGUUUUCUGCUGACCGCCCGGUUCUUUGUCGCGUGGCCGACUCCCCAGAAGUUUUUGAUGAAGACAUGGAUGGGUCUGCUGCGGUUUGCCCCGGCAGAGGGGAAACCUGCCAUCCGACAGGAUGCACUUGCGAUUCUCAUGCCGUGCCUGACUGCCUCGGAAGGUCUCGAUCGGGGAUACCCACAGUGGGCGCUCAGUGCCAGGAAGCUCUUGCUCGAGGAAGGACUGGCUCAGUCGUUCUCGAUCUACCAGCUGAUUGCCAAGUACUCCGACCUGUUCUAUCCCGUCAGAGGCCUCCUCGUGCCGCAUCUCGUGAACUCCUUGAACAAGCUAGGCUUGUCGACCGCCUCGACAGCUGAUUCGCGGGUCCUGACGAUCGAGCUGCUGAAUGUCAUUUUCAAAUGGGAAGAGCAGACCGCCAGUGCCAUGAAAUCCGGCCAGGAAAUCGCCAACCCGGCCGGUGUUCCUGUUUGGACUACACCGCUGAGUUUCAGAGAGAACAUCAACGAGCUCACCAGCGAGCCCUUCGUGGCACAAGCUGUCGCCUCGGCCCGGGUGCUGCAAGUGAUCGCAUCGGAGCAAGAUGAUGCGUGGUACACGACGAACUAUGAGCUCUUGCACAAACUCGUCCGCAAGGGCAUGGUCACAGACGAAUAUGCUUUGCACGAUGCUCUCCAGCCAAUCUUCUCGCACCUCAUCCGGCUGUUUCCGCUGCCGAAAGAGGAUCCGGAGGAAACAGUGUCGGACGAGAAAUCCGAGUUCCAUGUGUUUGUCCACACCUCCAUCUCUGACGGACUCAAGAACACCGCCACGCUGAGAGGCACACUUCUGAUGCUCAAGUCGGUCAUCCAGGUCGAGGCUGAGCGGAUCGAGCCGUACUCCGCCAACUUGAUGAGGCUGCUCGGAAGACUUGCUAAGGAACACUGCAACUCGACCCCGGCUUCGCCAGGAUUCGAAAACAGCAUGAGCGUUGCCUUCCUCGCUGACCAACGGCGCUGGCUGUUGAGCACGCUCGUGGUCCUGGUCGACAAGAGCAAGAGCCCCGUUAUCUGUGCUUAUAUUCUCGAGCUGGCCAAGACAUGGGCAUUGGUCCGCCAGGAUCCGUACCCGACGAUGAAAGAAAAGGCAAGCUUGCUGCAGAAGAUGGUCGCAUUCGAGGGCAGGGCGGAGAACAUCCACCACCUCUACCUCGAGCUCAUCUACAGUAUCUACACCCAGCCUGCGCUCAAGCGCAGCGAUCUCACUGCCAGGCUGGAGCAGUCAUUCCUGCUAGGAUGUCGCGCCAAGGACCCUGAACUGCGCGCCAAGUUCAUCGAGCUCCUCGACGCCAGUGUCACGCGGUCCCUCAUCAGCCGCGUGACCUAUGUGUUCGGUGUCCAGAACUGGGAAUCACUCGCCGAUAACAACUGGAUCUACCUUGCGCUAGACCUCAUUCUCAGCGCCGCCGACAAGGAUUUGCCGGCGCGUCACGUCGCAUCGCGUGAUAUCAGCAUACAGAAUGUGCUCCGCCCAAUGCGCAGUCUGUUGUCGCUCGACGCUCAAGCAGCCCACGACACUUGGGUCUCGCUUUUCCCUGUCAUCUGGCGUGCCCUGUCCCGUCGUGAGCAGAUCGACCUGACGCAGCACGUGAUCAAUCUGCUGGCUAAAGAGUACCACAUCCGGCAGUCGGAAGUGCGGCCGAACGUGAUUCAAACACUGUUGACGGGUAUUCAUGCGUGCCAGUCGUCCCCGAUGACACUGCCGCCGCAUCUGGUCAAGUACCUCGCCAAGACGUUUGGCGCGUGGUUCGUGUCCCUUGAGGUGCUGGCCGGUUCCUUCGAACAGGUGCGCGACGACGAGCACGUGAUCAGGGAGUAUGUGUAUGACUCGCUGGCGGAUGUCUAUGCGGAACUGGCUGAGGAGGAUAUGUUCUACGGCCUGUGGCGACAUCGUUGCCUGCACAUCGACACGAACAUCGCCCUCGCGUUCGAGCAGAAUGGGAUGUGGGAGCAAGCCUCGGCUACGUACGAAGUCGCCCAGACCAAGGCGCGCACGGGCCAGAUCCCGUUCACGGAAUCCGAGUUCUGUCUUUGGGAGGACCAUUGGGUGUUAGCUGCGGAGAAGUUGCAGCAGUGGGAUAUCCUGCAUGAUCUGGCCAAGGCAGAGAACAACCAAGAGCUCGUUCUCGAGAGUGCGUGGAGAACUAUCCAAUGGGUCGAUCACAAGGAGAUGCUCGAGGAACAGAUUGCCCAGUUGCCGGAUGUAGCGACACCGAGGAGGAGGAUCUUCGAAGCCUUCUUGGCCUUGCUCAAGAUGCCUGCCGCGUUGGACAAGAAUGUCGAGUUCACCAAGAUCCUCGAAGAUGCGAUGCAGCUGUCCUUGCGCAAAUGGGUAUCGCUUCCUCCCCACCUGUCAGGGGCUCACGUGCCGCUGCUGCAGCACUUCCAGCAGUUUGUCGAGCUCCAGGAGGCGGUGCAAAUCUUUGGCUCGCUCUCGACCACGACGGCGCAGAACUUGGAGAAGAAGUCGGGCGAUCUGAAGAUGGUGCUCCAGGCGUGGCGAGAGAGACUGCCGAAUCUGCAAGACGAUAUCAGCAUCUGGAGCGACCUGAUCGCAUGGCGCCAAAACGUAUUCCAUGCCAUCAAUAGUGUCUACAUUCCGUUGAUCUCAGGUGCGAAUCAGCCCGGCGGCAACACCCAAACGUUCGGCUAUCGGGGCUACCACGAGACGGCGUGGAUCAUCAACCGAUUUGCGCACGUCGCGAGGAAGCAUGACUUGCUCGAUGUGUGCUUCACGUCGCUCACCAAAAUCUACACGCUGCCGAACAUCGAGAUUUCCGAGGCAUUCCUGAAGCUGCGGGAGCAGGCUAAGUGCCACUACCAGAAGCCAAAUGAUCUGCAAGCCGGGCUCGAGGUGAUCAACAACACGAACCUCGUCUUCUUCUCUAUCGCGCAAAAGGCUGAGUUUUACACUCUCAAGGGCAUGUUCCACGCUCGGUUCAAGCGGAACGAGGACGCAAACAACGCGUUUGGGCAGGCUGUGCAGCUGGACAUGUCGCAGGCCAAAGCAUGGGCUGAGUGGGGGCGCUACAGCGACAACAUGUUCAAGGAGAACCCCGCCGAUCUGUCGCAUGCGGCCAAUGCCGUCAGCUGCUAUCUCCAGGCAGCGGGGUUGUACAAGAACGGCAAGAGCCGGCCCUUGAUCGGCCGGAUUCUGUGGUUGCUGAGCAUUGAUGACCCAUCGCUGAUCAUCUCGCGCGCGUUUGACACCUACAAGGGCGAUGCCGCAUACUGGUACUGGAUCACAUUCAUCCCGCAUCUGUGCAUGAGUCUGUCCAGCCGGGAGGUCAAGCAGGCUCGCUAUGUGCUAUUGAAUCUGGCGCGGCACUAUCCACAGGCUCUGUUCUUCCAUCUCCGCAUGACGCGUGAAGAAGUGCUACUCCGCAAACAGGCGAUGAUGCGCGUCCAGCAGCAGCAGGCCGCCGCAGCUGCCGCAUCCCAGCCUCCGGCGGAGAACGGAGCGACACCCGCUGACCACCCGAUGCCGUCUGUCGCGGAAGAAGCCGUCGCGCAGCGCGCUGCCGCCAAUCCCACCGGCGAUGCAAACUACCCACGCCAGGCAUGGGACUACGUCGAGGAGGUCGUCCAGCUGCUCAAGACCGCGUUCCCGCUGUUGGUCCUGAAUCUGGAGACGAUUGUUGAGCAAGUGAGCAGCAAGUUCAAGCCGUCGGGCGAGGAAGACGCGUAUCGCCAUAUUUGUUUGUUGUUGAGCGAUGCACUGCAGACCUACGUCGUGCGUGUCAGCAGCCCCCUGGAUGACGGACAACUGGCCCAGAGUACGCUCAAUGCGAUGCUGCGGUUUGGCCAGACGUUGAAUGGGGCUGUCAAGCGCGAAUGGGACGAAACAUUCACACCCGGUCUAAGUCUGCACGAGUACAUCCAGAAACUGCAGAGUUGGCGAGGCCGGUUCGAGAAGAACUUGGACCUCAAGUCUCGUCUGCAGCCUCUCGACACGCUCAGUCACUACCUGACCGAGUUCCAGUACAUGAAGGUGGAUGAGAUCGAAGUUCCCGGCCAGUACACCGAAGACAAGGACUCGAACCAGAACUUUGUGCGCAUCCAGCGCUUCGGGCCGCGCUUCGAGAACUGCCGCACACAUGGUUUCACGUGGAAACGGCUGGUGAUUUGUGGCUCGGACAACUCCAAGAUCAGUUUCUCGAUCCAGGUCAAUAUGACCCGUUACACGAGGAGAGAAGAAAGAGUCAUGCAGAUAUUCCGAACUUUCAACGGCACGUUGGCCCGCAAGAAAGAGUCUCGCAAACGUAACCUCACGUUCCAUGUUCCAAUCGUCGUGUCGUUCAGCCCCUCGGCUCGACUGUACCAGACUGACUCGUCCUAUGUUUCGCUCGGGGACAUCUACGACCAGCACUGCGAGGCAAGCGGCUUCGCCAAGGAGGACCCGCUGUUGUACGCGGGCGAAAAGAUGAAGCAAGUCAUGCGACAGUAUCCGGCGCAGACGGGGAUGGGUCCUGGAAAGGUCGAAUGGCUCACGUUAAAGAAGGACAUCUUCGAUGAGAUUGCAGUCAAGAUGGUACCUGAGGAUGUCUUCACCAAGUACAUGGUUCGAACGAUGGAAACACCGAGCGACCUCUGGCGGAUGCGCAAGCAGUUUGCGCUGCAGCUUGCCUCGUGCAGCUUUAUGACCUAUACACUGUGUCUCACUCACCGGACACCGACGAGGUACUACAUCUCGAGGAAGACCGGGCUGAUUGCCAUGUCAGAAUUGGUUCCGGGGAUGUCACAACAACAGGCGACUUUCGCUACCAACGACGUCGUUCCUUUCCGCCUCACACCCAACAUGCAAAACUUCCUCGGGCCCAUCUUCACGGAGGGCAUCUUGACCGCAGGGAUUCUGGCGAUCGCUCGUAGUUUGACGGAACCGGAGUUUGAUCUCGAACACCAGAUCUGCUUGUUCAGCCGGGAUGAAGUGCUGACGUAUUUGCGUGCGCGACUGCCCAACAACGCGAGUCUGGAUGCGACAUUCCGGAAGCACUUUGCGUUAAACAUCGAGGGCGUGGUCAAGCGUGCCGAGACGAUGGCAUGUAAAACAGAGCGAGAGAUGACCGUGUCUGGCGGAAACGGCAGCGUCCAGCCAGUCGUGCAGACAGUGACAAAUCUGAUCAGCACUGCGACGAAUCCGGUGCAGAUGGCGAAAAUGGGCGAGAUGUAUUAUCCUUGGUUCUAGUCUUGUAAUAACAGCUGCUGUGUGUAUAUUGAGUGUAUCUAACGGAAUCAUUGUGCUUUUUGCUGUCUGCAUCUUCAUCUCACGUGCGGGUGCUUCCGGAGUCCAUGCCACACGCGUUAGUGCCACUUGCUUCUGUCCAUCAUCGGACUAUCAUUCGCAUCUGGAUGCGCACAUCCCCUUGGCGAGCGAUGGCUUCUGUGUAUCUUGCAACAUGCUUCAGUCCUCGUCCCGUCCUGAGGCGAAGCAGAUGCGCCUGCUGCGAAUCGUCCGACACCGCCCAUACAUCUACGUAGCGGUCUUCCUAGUAUCCCUCGUCUUGGUCUGGCAUGUCCAACCGCACCAGUACAUCUCCACCUCGUUUCUGAACGGGGCAGCGGCGGCUUCGGAUGAGUCGGCGCCCUCGACCCCUGCGCUUGCGCCCGACCUGAAGUGGGUCCGACGCGCGGAGGAUGUCAAGUCGGCCUUCCUGCACGCAUACCACGGGUGGGAGGAAUACGCUGCGCCCCACGACGAGCUGCUGCCGCUCUCCAAGGCUCACAAGGAUCCCUUCAACGGGUGGGGUAUCUCCGCCGUGGACUCGCUCGACACGAUGCUGCUGAUGAAACUCGACGCGGAGUACGCGCGAGCUGUGGCGCGCGUCUCGAACCUCACGUUCCCGAUGAACGAGGGCAAGUUCGCGCCGUAUUUCGAGACCGUGAUCCGGUAUCUCGGGGGCUUUCUCAGCGCGUACGCGCUGUCGGGAGACCGCGUCCUGCUCGGCCUUGCCGAGGAUCUCGCGGAGAAGCUCGAUCCUGUAUUCGAUCACUUUGACUCUCCGUUUCCUGUGUAUGGCGUGAAUACUGUGAGCGGUAAGUUGAAGGGAGGACAGAUUGGGGGGUUGGCAGAAAUUGGAACACUGCAGGUCGAGUACCUUUAUUUGGCCAAGGCGACCGGUAAUAGGCGCUGGUACGAACGGGCCGCUGGAGUCAUGAAUGCACUAGCCACGGCCGAUGUCCGGAAAUAUGGAGGGAUGCUUCCUCUCGCUUGGAACCUCACUACGAGCCAGCCGAUCGACUGUAACGCUACGACAGACGCUUGGCUCGGUAACGUGUGUCCACUGCACCUGUCGGUCGGCGCGAUGGCGGAUAGUGCGCAUGAAUAUCUGCUCAAGCAGUAUCUCCUGACCUCGUCAACCGACCAGCAGAGUCUCGACAUGUAUCUACGAGCUAGUACCCAUAUCCUUACCAAUCUGCUUUACGUCUCACCCCAGCGGAAUAUGCUUUACAUGACGGACACGUCCUCGACGACCGAUGUCCAUGGGGCUCGGCCAUCGCAUGAUAUGGAACACCUUUCCUGCUUCUUGCCGGGUCUUCUUGCCCUCGGUGUCCAUGCCCUACCGCUCGACGAACUGGCCACACAGCUCCCGGAGCUGGGGAAGGAGUUUGGCUGGGCAUCUCGGGGAUACGAUACGCUCUCCAAGGAGCCUUCCUUGAGAGAACUGCAUCUAUGGGCUGCCAAGGGCCUGGCAGAGACCUGUUACAUGGUAUAUGCCGACCAAGCUUCGGGUCUCUCGCCGGACCAAAUCACGUUUGAUGACCCGAGCCUGCAUCCGGAGACGACGCAGGAUAGAACUUGGGAGCCACGACUUUGGAUUGACGAAGUGCACGAGUGGAGGAAGACGCUUGCGACGAAUGCGGGCACAUUCAAGGGCCACCGGUUUCCACCCGGGGUCGAAGAGAAGCAUCAACCCGUCAACGAAACAAGCAAGGGGCGUGACUAUCUCGUGUCGGUCUCGAGAUAUUUGCUUCGACCGGAGACAGUCGAGUCGCUGUAUAUUUUAUGGCGAGUGACCGGCGAAGAGCGCUGGAGGGAGAUGGGGUGGAACAUCUUCAAAGCCAUCGAACGAGAGACGCGAACAUCAGUGGGCUACGCCUCGCUCGAGACGAUAUACGAGUCUCCUGCGCCGCAGGCGGAUGAUAUGCCUAGCUACUUUCUGGCUGAAACCCUCAAGUAUCUUUACCUGCUCUUCCUUGAAGACGACCCGGUCCCGCUCGACAAGUGGGUCUUCAAUACGGAGGCUCACCCGCUGCCGAUAUUCCGCUGGACGGCAGAAGAGAAACAGAAGUUCCAGAUGCUAUGAAAGCUCGUAUACAGAUUUAUACACAAUCAGGUUCGACUGGGUCAUUGGGUGCUUCUGCAUUUCGAGUGUUCAUCUGUCGAGCAUAUCAGAAAGUCGGAUGUGUGUCUGGACUGGAUGUCAUUAACGUGAUUUUCGUCUGGUUCGGGUCUGCAUAUGGGAUUCUUGGAUAGAGCCCCCGCGAGAAGCGCAACCCGACGUCGGCUGGUUCCGGAACCUUGCUCUUCGUUCGCGACCUCAGGCCAUACAAGGCUCACAAACAGCGCGACGCGCGGUGGCGAGGAAAUGAUGCCCAGUCGUCGUAGCGACAAGAAAAGAACAACCGAGCCAGCGCGUUCGGGAGGCUGUUGGCACGGGGAAUGAAGGCAGUCGCAAAGAGGUAAGAAUUCGUACUCGGACCACGGGGUGAAAAAGACGCGUGGAGGAGAAGAGGGGUGGUGAAGAACUUCACAAAUAUCCAUGUCGAUACCUGAACCGCUUGUUCGCGCUGCAGAAUCAGCUGCCGAUGGUUCUGGGUUCAUCUCGCUCGUGGGAGAUUGUUGGCGUUCUUGGAUUCGCCACGCGAGGACAGAGGGAUCAUUCGGACCGUAAGUCAGUCGGAUCUAACGGUCCUUACUUACUGGAGGAUCGCGGUGAAAAUACGGAGAUGCCAUUGCAUGCGGCGAAAGUGGUCGAAAGAGGGCCGGGUUACGUGGAUCAACGUAGCACGGGAUCGCGACGCGCUAGUGUUCGAGUCUCACUGAGCGCAGACAAAGUUCCUCCGAGGACUGAGACGCUUGCUGGAUUGUUCAGCUGAUUCAAUGAGCCCGUUCAAGUGACCCAGAAUUUCUGAAGCGACGCUCACCAAACCUGGUGGCAAACGUGAGGACGCGUCCGGCGGGCGCCGGGAUCGAUCAAUCGAGCUGCGGGAAGCAUCCUACGCUCGCACCGAAGCCGAGUCCACAGACUGUAGCGCGGUUUUGUGCUUUUACUUGACCUCUGCAGUUGUAUGUUAUGUAAAGACAUACAUAGCGUGUUAACGUUUUAACCGUCGAACGUGACACUAGUCUCCGAAGCCCCUAUCUUCGGAGUUAAUAAAGUGUGUGAUGGCGCUGACAAAGGGCAAAUGAAUGAAAGCGGUGCCCCCACCCCCCCAAAAAAGUCUCACACUAACACAACUGUAACGACGCCAACCCGCUCUACUUGGACCCCUUCGACGCGCCAGGAUUUCGUGUCGGAUCUGGGGCGCAUACAUACUGCCCGGAACUGAGAAGAGAAAGAAGCGUUUUUGUUGGACCCUCAAAUUCGAUCGAGCCACAGGAACUUAGACAGCCACACGACCACCUCGUGUUGCGCACCUGCCCACAUCCCCGUCCGGAACAUACUCCGCGUACACAGCCAGGCCCACGCCAUCUAAUCCAAUGGAUCCUGGCGAGACAUGCUCAAGCACGCCGUUAAGCGGUGGAGACUUGCCGCCUCCGUCGCCGGCCCGCCUCCUAUCGUCGAAACCGCCGUCGCCUUACAUUAACGCCUCGCCCAACCGUAGAGGUCACAGGCAUACACAGAGUCUUGGUCUUUUGUCCCCUCCGAGUCGGUCCAGUCUGACCAGUGAGGAAUCGAGCUCGUCGGCAUCAUCCGUAUCGCGAUCGCCUGGAGGAUAUUCGGUGAUAUCCAACUCAAACUCCCCGUUGGCGCAUUCUCCAUCACGCGGGAGUCUGCCUGGUACACCUAUUACUUCUGGGACGCCCGUCCUGUCUUCUUCAGCCAAAGCCAGACGCACUUCUCUGAGUAAUCGCCUUCCGCCACUUCCUUCUCUGCUCUCUGGGCUGAAUUUGUCAUCGCUACUGCCUUCGAACGCGAAGACUGUCGGUAUGCCUUCGAGUUCCAUCACCCCUGCUUCCCCGACGUUGAACGCACAUUCGCGGCGUGCGACAUUCGGUUUCUACCGAACUUCGAACGAGGACGAGAACGUUCCAGUGCAUGCUCCCCAGCCUCGUCGGGCCAGCCAAUCGACUUUUGCACCUGGCACUGCCACGCCGUCAAGGUCAGAGCAGCUUCUCAGGGAUGCACUGAGACGAGGGUCUCCUGUACCACAGCCAUCGAAGCCGACGUCGCCAGCACCUUACUCACGGUCGCGCACUCCGCAGGUCUAUGGCGGCCAUGAGGAAGGCGGUGCCGCAUCAAUGCAUUUAGCGAGGGCGUUGUCCAGACUGGAAGGCCGCGGUGGUAGUGCUGCUGAGGAGCGCGAUCCAGACCAUGAAGCGUUGCGCGCGCGACUGGAGCGGGUUUUGGCUGGUGGCAGCCCCCGAGUGUCGCUCGACGGGAGGAGGAAGACGGAGUCGAUGGAGUCUACGUCAUCCGCAGGCAGCUGUGAAUCGCCGCUUCCGAUGAGUCCGGGCCUGCCUGAACGCCGGACACCCAGGCCCCGGACUCCAGCUACACCAACACUCAGUACCCCGCAUUCCAAUACUCGCGCAUAUACUCAGUUACCAGAUACAACGAUGGCCACUCCCAGCUCGUCACCCCGCUCGCCUAGGUCACCACAUGCAGGCACCCGUUCGCCGCUGCCACCAUCGUCCCAGUCUCGCACAUAUACUCAUCUAUCGGACACGACUAUGGCCAGUCUCAACUCGUCUCCUCGCUCGCCGCGGUCUCCACAUUCAAGCACCCGCUCGCCGCCUCCACCGCCGAUAUUCCCAGAUAUCGACCUUGCACGCCGCAACACGGCACCGGCAGCAACACCUUCCCCCCGUCGUUCUAGUUUUGCGUUCAAAGAUGUUGUGGACCGCGGACAGACGCCCUCCCCGUCGCCUGGGCGAGUUCGGACACGUGCGAGAACAGAGCCGGUGGGGGGCGACGCAGACUUGGCCAGAUGGCAGGUCGAGCAACAGCAGAUGCACCACCGACGAGGGGGACAUGCCCGAAAAAGCAGCGCCUAUGCUUCUCUGAUGGCACUGCAAGGCCCAGGGCCGCAUCCUGGGUACGGCGCUGCCCAUCACGCGUAUCCCGCUCAGUCAGCGUCUGCACGGAUGACGUCGCCGGGGAGCACCCCACCGCUAUCUGCCGAUGUCAGGGACGAAGACACCAGCGAAUCGGAGAGUGCCGGCGCGGAGGUUCCCAGGAAAAUGCUAUUGACCCCGCCGGGCACGCCGCCACAGUCGAUAGUGAACGUCGCGGGAGAAGAUGAGUUUGCCGCCGCGGACGAUGAUGAGGAAGAUGUGCCUCGACGCCGAACCGAAUACAUGCACCUGUCUCCCGAUGGGUCCCGGUCGACGUUCAAUGCGCGAAAAGCUUCUGCGCAAUGCAGACAGUUGGAGGGCUACGUCAGUUUCGCGGCUGUUGAAGGACUCGGGGAGCCGCCUAGCCCAGGCCCGGAUGGCGACGCUUCAGAUGAAGAAGAUGCCACCCGCAAAGCUAAACGCGGGAGUCUGGGCUCCGGGCUGGUUGGCCUUCUCAAGACCGGGUUCUGGUGAAGCGAGUGCUUGGCUGGCCCAUGCACUCUCCCACUCUCUAUGCACUUAUGCUGUCAUCUGCCUUGCUAUCGCUUUCUCCAAUCUUCUGGGACCUUGGUUUACACUAUAACACUAACUUGGUACAAACUUAACUUACUUGCUAAUUUGUGUGUACGUGCAUCUUACUGUAUGUACAUCGUCUUUGGCGGCGGGAACGGAUGUUGUAUCAGACAUGUACAACAGAACAGGCUGCAUCCAACCGGCUGUCGUUCGUGCCCCACGCCUGUUCGUUCCGGAUCUCUUGGCCCUUGAUAGUCUCGCGACCCUGGAGAAUACCUGCAGAUGCAAAGCCAUAUCGGCCGUAACUUGAUGGCCGCCCAUCGAAACCUUGCAGGCUGGAAUUUCCGAUGGUCUGCGCUGGAUCGAUGGUUCUCCGCGAUUGGUCAUGCUGGACUUGCAAUGAACGCUCUAUCAAAUGCCGAGACCGACCGCGAUAGCUAUCGACGGACACGUUCGGAGAGAAUAUGUCGGCGAACACUGGACCUCUUCACACGCACACACGCUCAAUCACUAGACGCCGGAAUCACUCCUGGCAGGAGGAACCGUUGGAAAUCAAUCAAUAAACAAAUUGUAUCAUUAUUCUCACUGGCAAGCACCCAUAAUAAUAGAACAUUGUUGACAUGAACAUCCAUGUGCUCCUCGUGAACCGGCCCACGAAGUCCGUUCGUCGAGCGGGAUUUACGCCGGCGCAAAUCUCGCAUUGGCGCGCCGAUAUGGAAGUCUGGUCAUGGAGUUCCGACGCAGAUUAGAUAAUGCUAUGCAAGAAAUAGGGGUAUAUGCAACUACUUGGUCUCGCCGCCGUCGAAGAACGCAACGAGCUUGCCGACUCCAACCUUGCCGGUCGGCACCGGUUUGGGCAGGGUGUCCUUGGACUGUUUCCGCAACACCAGGGGAUCGACAAAAGGGCCUACACUCCCAAACCGAUCGAUCGACUUGGAGCGCGCAUGAGGUAGCCGUGAGCUGUUGGAGCUCAACUGCGCAGUAGUAUUGGGAGACGCCUGAAGGAUCGACGACAUCCCGUAAGCAGACUGCGCCCGCAUCCGGGGCUCUUUGUCAUUGCGCCCACGGGACAGCUUGUUCGCAGUGGACUUCCCAAUCGUGUCACCUCCAUCCAGCUCCUCCCCAUCAGAACCAGAGAACACAGCGGUUCCAAUAUCGAAGCCCGGAUCGGAAUCGGACUCGACAGAACCACCCAGCGCGACGGUGUAGCGUUUCCGGGGUGUGGGGCUGACGCUGCCCCGGCCAAUGGCUCGGCUCGAGGGCUUGGGAAUCGGCAAGUCCUGAGAACUCGAGUGCGAUUUAAGAGAGUGGAUGGAGUCCGUCGAGGACAUCGGCAAACCGGACACAACAGCUUCUGGAGAUCGCGUCUGAGAUGCACCAAACACGUCCGGCGGAGGCGACGCAUAAUCUCCGCUGGGAUAUGGAAGCUUGGUGCUCCCCGUCGCGAGGGGCGUCGUUACGGGCGGCGACGUCGCCGUUUUCCUGAGACUGGGGCCCGGACUUACACUUGGGACUGCAAACGAAGAAGACGGGGUCGUUGGUCCAACCGACAACUCCGAAGGAUAACGAGCCUGCGUGGCUUGGGACAAGUUGGCUGGCGCAGUGGCAAGCUUGGCCAUUUCCCUGCCAAGUGACGUGACUCGACUCUGAAGCUCAUGUAGUCCUUCCCGAAUCUCGGUCAAUCCAGCUUCGCCGUCCUCGUCGUCCUUCGCCUUCUUGGCAGAAUUCUCAUGGAGGGACUGCUGUUCUUUCUCGUUCUCUUUUUCCACCAGCCAUCUCUCCACGUCACCCAUUCUCUCCUCCAAAGCACGCACAUGCCCCACUGUCCACUUCUCCAGCUUUUCGAAGCGUUUGGCGAUUGUGAGCAGUGUGACAUGCACAUCCAGGGUCCCUGUCACAUCGUCGAAAUGUGCGUACAGUGGGGGUGUCUCUCGGUCUCGAUCUCGCGGUGAGCCCGAUGCAUCGAAUCGCAUAGGUGAUGGUGUGAGAUUCGGCGGCAUGUUAGACGCUUGGGGUCGGAUGGGUGUUGUAGGUAUGGAGUUUGAGGGUGAGCUCAUCGGUGCCGGUUGUCGCUGGGAGGGGGGAAUAAGACUAGUGUAUGAUGGAUUCGUGUAUUUGGCUUGCGAGUUUGCCGGCCACUCCUUCUCUUUCCCUUUACUGCUUUUCUUCUCCUUAUCCCGAGCUUUCGUAUCCUGUAUGACCUGCUGUGCCGGAGUCAGGUCCUUGGUUGGCGUCAGUCUGUUUUUCGCCGCUGCCCACCACCCACUGCUCUCUUUCUGGGACGACGACGGCGACGGUGGAUCCAUAGACUGGGACCGCGCCGGGGGUGGUGGCAAUCCCCUUGUGCUUUCCAUCAUAGCCAUGACCCGGUCCUCGACCAAUCUUCGGUCCUCCGCUUCCUUCGUCAAAAUACGCUCCGCCUCCCUACGGCUACGGUCACGCGCCAGCUGCGACUCCGCUUCAAGUUCUGCGUCUGUCGGCAUCCGCGCGCCUGUGGUGGGCAUGACCAGUGAACCCAUGCUUCGCGCGAAACUAGCAGCCAUCUGGGACACAGAGGACGAGGGGGACGGUGAUCGGGUCCACUCUGCUCGAUCAUCAUCUUCGUCGUCGCCACUGCCUGAAGCCUCUGGAUCGAUCCCGGUGAACGUGUUGCGCAGUGGCGAGGGGGGUCGUGAGGAGUUGUUGCUCGGCAGAGUGCGUCCCUCGGGCUGCAACGAGAUUAUAACACGGGUGCACGGGCUUCACACCGCGAGCGGACGCACAGGUUGGAGCGACGCAGCAGGCGCGGUCAUUCGCCGCUGUUGCCUGGGUGUCUGCAUAGUUGUCUAGGAAUCCCGCGACGAUGGUUCUAAACAAUGAGGUUUAGUGGUGGUUGUGUUUGGCCCGCACGUCACUAUCGACAUGAUCGUGAAAGUUAGCGGCGGUUGUUUUCAACAUCUCUCCUGUUCCUGGCUGGCCACCACCGAUCUCCGAUUUAAACCUGAUCGCCCCAUCGUAAACAAUGGGGGGCCACUAUAGCUUGCGUCGUUCACCAUGAUACAUGUAAUAAAUCGCACAUUACGUACUCAACUAUCCUCUGCGUCGUCCUCCAA